This is a messenger RNA of Zasmidium cellare ATCC 36951, 1119 nucleotides long. RefSeq lists its product as uncharacterized. The transcript has 2 exons. Bases 1 to 1119 code for a protein of 372 amino acids. Lineage: Eukaryota; Fungi; Ascomycota; Dothideomycetes; Mycosphaerellales; Mycosphaerellaceae. The record is from RefSeq and is a predicted model, not a curated record.
AUGUGCAACGUCCGAACCCUUACCUAUUCGUGCAGCCACACCAUCCCCUUCCGCCUCAGCACCUGCGCCGGCACCUUCACCUACCAAACCCGCAAAUCCCCCACGGGGACCCUCCCCUCCUGCCGCAGUUUCCCGCUCCUGACCUUCAUCUCCCCCCAACCCUGCGGAGCAUGCCUCAAAGCCGCGGCGGAGAAAGUUCUCGAAGAGAAAAUCGCCCGUCUCCGCCUCGAACACCUCUCCUCCGAGACUGAUGACUGGACGGCCGAACCCCCCGAAGCCCUCGUGCAAGCCGAAGCCGAGCUCGCGAGCGAGGUCUGGAGGCUGGAGGCCUUCUAUCCCGAGCAAGCGCGCUUCAAGAAGGAUCUGCGUCCGGAGAAAGGACGUGUUCCGACUCGAAGCGGGAGUUUACUGCGAAGGGAGGUGCGGGUUGAGGAUGUCGUUUUGAGAGCUCAGGGGAAUAUGACUGCGGCGACGGAGGAGUGGGAUUAUGAGUCCUGGAAGCUUGGGGGGUUUAGGGAUUUGGGCGAGGAGAUUGCGGAGGAUGAGCGGGAGAGGGUGGGGAGGGAGUUGCCUGGUUUUGGGGAUUGUGGGGUUGAUUGUCUCGAGGAAGAAGAGGGGGUUGAUGGGGAGGCGGUGGGAGAGGAGCAGCUGGACGGAGAGAUCGGCUCGGUUAUGGACUGGGGGGUUGCGACGUCUUGGGUGUUGUCGAGUGAGGGAGGGGAGUGGGAUGGUGGGGUUGUUGAUGGGAAAGUUGAGAGUGAGAGUCAGAGUGAGGAGACUGUUGUUCCAGGGAUGACGGAUGUUGGAUUGGUCGAAGGCCAACAACCUGAACAGGAAGUCGCACCAGUCGAGGCUACGUGCACUCUCAAAGAGAACAACUCAACAGAAUAUGCAAAAGCACCACACUGGCAAAGAGAACGGCCCAGCAUGUCGGGAACAUCACCAACGACGUCCACAACAGAUACCCGCGACCUCAAACUCGAAGAAACCGAUUCCUCAUCAAACGCAAAAGCACCACCCCGGCUUCGACAGCGACCCCAACAACAAAAAGCCAUGGAUGGCCACGAGCCCUUCAGGGCGUGCAGUCCCUUCUGGAUGGAGUUUGCCGUUUCGGUGUGA